This is a messenger RNA of Laccaria bicolor S238N-H82, 1356 nucleotides long. RefSeq lists its product as uncharacterized. The record is from RefSeq and is a predicted model, not a curated record. The transcript has 2 exons. The coding region runs from base 1 to 1356 and encodes 451 amino acids. NCBI's taxonomy places the organism in Eukaryota, Fungi, Basidiomycota, Agaricomycetes, Agaricales, Hydnangiaceae.
AUGGAGCCUGCUACGGGGUCGAGUUCUAAUCCGCUAUCAUCGGCGUCUACCCUGAAGCCUCAUCUUCUUCAUGCGUACACUGACCCGAUGCCGAGCCGAAAGUCGCCUUUGGAGAAUAAGUUACUUUUGGAGGUACCCCGUGCUCUGGUAAUAUCAGGCCUGGAAAAUGCUAGUUUAUCAACUCAAAGAUCGCUCGUAAGGGUCUUGGCUGAGCGCAGGAUCGUUCUUGAAGGCCCAAACCGAGAUACCACUCAUAAAGAAGACGACGAGGAUGAGUGUGAUAGAAAGCAUCAUGCAGAAGACUAUGAUGGAACCUGGAAUUUGCCUGACGGCUUUAUUCUGAUUUUUGUGUGCCCACUAAACGAGAAAGACCGACCAGCUAUACACAAGAGCUUGCUCGAUAAAUUCGCCAUGUCUACCGAUAUUUUCGUCCCUCAGAGUAUUCGCAACGCGUUGCAUUCACUACCAUUCUCACCAACGCAUACCCAAUCUCAUCCGCACUUCUUCUCCUACUCGAACCCUUCGUCUCCCUCACCCAUGCACCCAAUAUCCCUCCCACAAGCACAAACACCACCAAUAUUCACCAAGCCUUUACCAUUUUCACAAAACAACAAGGCUCCUGACAAGCUUUUCCCAAACGACGCCAUCAUCCCUGCGUCCUUCCUUGAUACCCUCCGCGAGACAUCUCGACGCGCACAUAUCUCGCCGAUGCUGUCCCUGUUCCUGUCUGAUCUCUUCUCAGCGACGCGCCAUACCUCGCAGCUGGACGCGACUCUCCUCACGGCAACAGCGAUGAAGGAUGCCCAAGAUCUUGUACGUGCCGAGCGGGUGCUAGGGACCGACCUUACAGGCACGGAACUCGUACGGCCCACAGCUAAAUUCUACGACGACAUUUCAGAGGAGCUCUCAGAACUUAAUGGUCUCAAAGCCGGCCAAUCCCGGACGUCUGAUGACUUUUCAGAAUACGUGACUGUGAAUAUUUCGAGCGCUUCUCGAUCAACGACAACUUCCACCACCUCUUCGAUGAGCAGAGCCCCUGUAGUGCUAGACGUGUCUGAGGUGGACGUCGCGCGGAUUAUGCCGCGUGUUAUAACACAUCGAGUGAAGUUGCGCGAUGGGCCGGAGGAUGAGGUGCUUGCGAGCGCUGUUUUUGGUGCGACGUUCGGAUCUGGGUCUGGGUUUGAUGAGGAUGGUCCGAUGGGUGACAGUGAGAGUAUGUGGACUACUUGUCCACCUGACUCUGAUGAGCGCCAGGAGGGGCGUUGGAGUGGCUGGAAUGAAGGGAAGAGUCCGUUGCCAGUGAGAAAGACGACGACGGUAAAGGAAAUUUUGGUUGAUAUUCUGGGAGAAGUGUAG